AUGUGCAAAAUCCAAAGUAUUAUAGGCGUGCAAAUCGCCGUUUUAGUGCUACUGCAACUGAAUUCCGUGCAAUGUUACGACUCACAAGCAUACAAAAAUCCUCAUUUCGAGGGUAACAGAACGACGAUCGUGCAUCUAUUCGAAUGGAAGUGGAAAGAUAUCGCUACAGAAUGCGAACGAUUUUUGGGACCAAUGGGAUUCGGUGGUGUACAGGUUUCCCCAAUCACCGAAAAUAUUAUAAUUGCUGGCCGGCCGUGGUAUGAACGUUAUCAACCGAUAUCGUACCGAUUUGUAACCCGAUCCGGUAACGAAGACGAUUUGAGAGAUAUGGUUGCGAGAUGCAACAGAGUCGGUGUGCGGAUUUACGUCGACGCCGUGAUCAACCACAUGACGGCUGACGCUCCGGGUAAGUGCAUUGGUACGGAUGGAUCGACUGCGCAGCCCGAAAAGCGCGAGUUUCCCGCCGUGCCCUACACGGCCGACGAUUAUAAUUGGCCGGUCUGCGACAGCGACGACUCGACUCUGCACAAAGCUCGCGACUGCGAACUCGUCGGCUUGCACGAUCUCAAUCAACGUAAAGAGAACGUUAGAAACAAAAUCGUCGAGUUCUUGAAUCAUGCCAUUGACACUGGAGUUGCUGGUUUUAGAGUCGAUGCAGCCAAGCACAUGUGGCCCGAAGAUCUUGAAGUAAUUUACGAACGAAUGAACGAUUUGGAACCAAGUGUUUUUGGUUACGGCAAACGACCUUUUAUUUAUCAAGAGGUUGCCAGCGGGCCUUCGUCAGCUUCGAACAAAUGGCAGUACGCUUAUUUAGGCAAAGUAUACGAGUACACCAACAAAUAUCACCUCGAGGAAUUUUUCCGAGGCAGCAAGCCAUUGAGCGGCCUUCGAUUUUGGGGAUUGCCUACUUUUGGUUUGAUGCAUUCUAAUGAUGCAUUUGUAUUCACGGAAAGUCAUGACAGUCAACGUGAUGCGAAUGCUCAAACAACCCACAAGAAUCCAAGACUUCAUAAGAUGGCCGUUGCCUUUUUAUUGGCUCAUCCAUAUGGUCAAACUCGCGUAAUGAGUUCUUUUGAAUUUAACAAUUUCAAUCAAGGUCCACCAUGCAACUCCAAAGGUGAAAUUAUAUCUCCAAAACCGAUCGUCAAUAAUGUAACAGACGGAAAGGAUGUAAAUAUGUGUGAAAAUGGAUGGGUUUGUGAACAUCGUUGGCGACAAAUUUAUCAAAUGAUAGGUUUUCGCAAUGUUGUUGGCGAUGCCCCAUUCUUGAACUGGUGGACAAAUAAUCAUAACCAAAUUGCUUUUUCAAGGGGUGAAUUAGGUUUCGUAGCAUUUAACGGAGAAUUCGGUGUAGAUUUAAACGUAUACAUUUAUACUGGAAUGCCAACUGGUCGGUAUUGUGAUGUAAUAAGUGGAAGAAAAUCAGGAUACAGAUGCACUGGAAAGACGAUUUACGUUGAUCAUAACCGAAUGGCUAAUAUCAAGAUAUUUAAAGACGAGCAAGAUGGUAUUCUUGCUAUUCACAAAGAGUCCAAGCUACCCUAA
Molecule: messenger RNA, 1545 nt
Organism: Trichogramma pretiosum
Lineage: Eukaryota; Metazoa; Arthropoda; Insecta; Hymenoptera; Trichogrammatidae
Product: alpha-amylase-like
Exons: 6
Coding region: 1-1545 (514 amino acids)
Biological process (GO): carbohydrate metabolic process
Molecular function (GO): cation binding; alpha-amylase activity
Source: RefSeq, a predicted model, not a curated record